This is a messenger RNA of Spodoptera frugiperda (fall armyworm), 1059 nucleotides long. RefSeq names its product glutathione S-transferase E14. The record is from RefSeq and is a predicted model, not a curated record. Gene Ontology annotation, molecular function: glutathione transferase activity. Bases 332 to 994 code for a protein of 220 amino acids. Gene Ontology annotation, biological process: glutathione metabolic process. Lineage: Eukaryota; Metazoa; Arthropoda; Insecta; Lepidoptera; Noctuidae. The transcript has 6 exons.
UUUAUUAAUACAACAGUAAGAUUUUACCAUACGUUUUAUUUACGUUUAUGUAUUCGGAUACAGUGCAGAUGGGUUUGUUCAUGUUAAAGGUAGGUGCCGAUCUAUCAGACACCUACUAAUUUUAAUUACGAGGUGAAGCGUUGCGACUUCGCUUGACUUCACACUUGAGCAACUUGAAAUAAUCAGCCAUAAGUCGUACUGCUGCAAGUAAAUAGUUGACAGCAACUUAGUGGCAGCACUAUACACCACUAAUGAGCUGACAACUGCACCUACUCUGCAAUAUCAAACCUAUUUAAGUGCCUGUGGCUGUGAUUCAUAGUACUGACAUACAAUGGAGAAAGCAGUGAAACCGAUCCUGUAUGGAGAUGAAGCGUCACCACCAGUGAGGUUCGCCAUGAUGACAGCAUCUUUAGCGAACAUUGAUAUCGAAUUUAAAAAAAUCGAUCUUUUCAAAGGAGAGAACCGAACUGAAUUUUAUAAAAAGAUAAACCCCUUUCAGAAGGUGCCAAGUCUUUCGGUAAACGGGCAGAAUAUAUGCGAUAGUCACGCCAUAGCCUUGUACUUCUGUAGAAAGAGUAACAACCAAGAUCUGUACCCUGAUGAUAUCAUUCUUAGAGCAAAAAUAGAUGAAUGGCUUUACUUUGAUGCUGGCAUACUAUUUCCAAUUGAUAGUGCUAUAUUUAGCGACCUCUUUGCCGGUAAAUGGCCAGCUAACGAAGUUUUGAUUAAUAAGUGGUAUUCAGCUUUGGACCAUUGUGAGCUCCUUUUAGCCAAACAGAAGUGGCUCACUGGAGAUAAGAUACGCCUUUGUGACAUUUGUUGUGGGACUACUAUAAGUUCUCUGGAAAUAUUGGUUCCUCUCUUGGACCGUCACGAACGCUUGAAAGACUGGAUGAAGGAAUUAAAAAAUCUUCCAUGUUUUGAAAUAAAUACGCAAGGCUUAAAACGUUUACAAGGCUUUGUAGAUGCUAUGAAACCAGUAAUACACAAGUAAAUUGAUGCUGUUGUGCUGUAGGUAUACUUGCAGUUAUUUCGUAGAAAUAAAUUAAUCAAUGUAAA